CUCAUACUGAACACAUACAAACGACAAAUUUACUUUUCCUAAGAAGGUGUUUAUUUUUCACCCGACGGAACCUCGCUAUAUAUGUAGGUAGGUGUGUUUGUGUGUGUUAGGCAUGGUACCUAUACGUGUACCCACUGACUAGAGCUCACGUCACACUCCACUGACUGCAUUAAUACGCAGGCUUAAAAUAGUUUUGUUCGACGGAACCGGUUCUGAAAGGACGUCUACACACAAGGCAUUUGCCUGUUUAUUGACUCGUCACAGUGUUAACAUAGGAUUGCCGUGUACGUGAAAUUGUGUGUGUGUUUUUGUGUUCAAUACCUGCGCUGAGAGCCCGGAUCUCGACAGUUUGACAAACGUUGGUCCUUGUUUACCACCAUCACUGACCGGUGACAAGUCCGCUAAAUUUUCGGACGACAUUUUCUCAGUGUAUGGAGUAGUUUUCGUGUCAGAUUGUCAGCGGCUGUGGUAUCGACAGUGAACCAUACCUGAGAGCGACCUACCUCGUUAUACCACACCUGUAUUCCUUACCUGGGACUAACAUGGCGACAGCUCAGUGACUUGUGGAUAUUCAUACUGAAGCUGAACAUUCGGUGAUGUGUAAUUGGGACUUAAUUGUGCUUUAAAAUCGUUUUCCGGACAUCUAAACAUUCAAAAUGGUGGUACAACCACAGCCCCAGCUACUGGUAAGGAGACGUGUGCUGUAUAUAGGGAGUUCUGUACCCUUGGAGACCCAGGAAGGGAUCGAGGCUAUUCAACAGCCCCUAAGAGACCGGUACACCUGCGCUACCGGGGACGAGUCAAAGGUAGAGGGUAUAGACUCCUAUUUGAGUAUCCUGUCUACUGGUAUUCAACUACAGUACGUUGAUGAUGGUAAUCUUAUCAUUUUCUUCCCCAUCACAUCCUUGACAUUAUGCGCCGCUGUAAGGCAGGUGAAAAAAAUUAACGCCGGUACUGGCGAGGUACAGUCCCAGUUUCUUUCCCUUUCCAACCCUUUAACAAAACCCAGCAUCGACUGUAAAAGCCCCGCCAUUUUUUCUACAAUUACACGUCGCACUAAGGGGAGGAAGAUUCUGGAGUGUCAUGGUUUCCUGUGUGCCUCCGACCAGGAUGCGAUGGACCUUGUUCGAGCAACAUCUGUUGUGGACCGGAAGUCGAGAGGUCUGCCACCAUUGGCACCCCAACCUGUACCCGCUGAACCCCCACACGCGUUUAGGGGUACCUCAUUCAGGAGUUCUGGACCCCCACCAACGUUCAGAACAGCAAACGGUACCAUGGACGGACGCGGAACUGCUAGAACCACUAAUGGCACCACAAACGGAACCACUAACGGUCACGCCACCACAAAUGGUAUACGUCUGACGCCAGGUGUCGUAAACAAACCUCGUGAUGCCCCACCUGAAUUCUACGAGCCUCCUCCCACUCAGGGAUAUUUUUACAGCAGCGACAAGGCAGAGGCUAAGACUUUCAACAUAGAGAAGAAUGGUGAUGAUGAGACCCCAUCUCCGCCGAUGUCCGAUCGUGCGCCAACCGUGACCAAUGUGCCCCCUUUUACACAACCCGCACAGUCACCAGGACUGGGGCCCGCUCCAAAACCGAUAUAUAUGAUGGCGGGUCAACCCCCACCGGCGGCACCGACAACCGUGCCCCCACCCCCAACACAGCCGGCGCCAGUCCCCCCGCAAGCCAGACAGCAAAUCCCACAGCCCGCUCCACAGCCUAUGCCAGGCAUGAGGAGACCGGUCUACAUGCACCCGGGGGUCCCACCUCCUAUGCAGCAUCCCUACUUGAGACACCGAUUUUUCUCUCCCCCUCCCCGGCUUAGACCGGUCCCGGGUCCCUUUAUGAUGCGUCCUCCUCCACCGGGUAUGGCGCCUCCUCCUCCACCGGGUAUGUCGCCCUAUCCUCCACACAUGAUGCCACCCCGUCCUGUGUAUGUACGGCGCCCACGCAAACCAAGGUCACUGUCAUCGAGUUCAGGGUCAAAUUCCCGCUCACCAAGUCCCCAAAAAGGAGAUCCCAAUUUAAGGAAUGGUGGAGAUUACGGAAGUGAGAGCUCUAUCUCUAACUAUCGACCGCGCACCCCUCCACGUGACUACGACAAUGCUCGCCCGCGCAUGAGCAGACGAGAAGAGUACGAGAGAAAAAGGGAUAGAAGCCGGUACGGCAGAGUGCCGCCAGACAACAACCCAGCUUAUUACGUUUACAACUACCCAGGGUACCAGCCGUUCCCCAUGCGAUCAUCUUCAGUGCCCCCUCAUCUCCGUUACGUUAACACUACUGGCAAGAAGAGCAAAAAGAGUAAGAAGAACAAAAAGGCUAAGAAAAACAAGAAGGGGCCGGAAAGCCAUUUUUCUGCGCAGAGUUACGGGUACGCCUCUGAAAUACCCCGCGGUAACACUUAUCCCGGUUGGGAAGGGUUCGAUAAUCCCGAACCUGUUCGUAAACCAAGAGACUUUAGACGAGAGGAAAAUCAAUUCAUGAAUGAAAAGAACUUCUCUAAGAGUAUAAAGGAAGAAACGAGACGAUCCGAUGUCCAUGACUAUCCUACGGCGUAUGAUUUGAAUGAACCUGCUCCCCGUCCCCCAACAGUACAUGACGAUAGCAAGGAGGACGAUAUCGGCGACUUCACGAUGUACUAGAUCAAGUAUUGCCUUACUGGUGAAUACCGAGCUUACGGCAGUGUGCAACAAUAUCGGUGCGUCUUGUUAUAUAUAAUGAUAAUACCAACAUGUCGUGGAUUCUUAUUUACGAAAUAAUAGGAACUAUUUGUGAUUUCGGAUUAUUGAAUUCUAAACAACGUGCAGUGGUAUAGAAAGCUAUACGAUACAUUCGGAUAUAUGAAAUUCAAAAUCUGGAUUAAAAGGAUUUGUGUUUUGUAUAUAAAUAUUAUUAAUCCUAAAAUGGACAUAAAGAAGAGGAACAGUUUAAUUGUACAAAAUAGUGCUUUAUUCUGUGACAGCCUCGGCUGUAAAACGCGAGGGAUUUAUUGAAGAUGCCGAGACAACCCAUGGUUUUAGUGAGUUAGACAUGUACUUUCUAGAGAAGUUCCGAGGUUUCUCUGACUCCAAAUAGUUCAAUUUUGCUGUUCACGUGAGGAAUAUGGUCAUAGAAACUCGGAUUUCCCCCCGAGCAUUCCUUAACUCAAAAUCUCCUGAUUUUAUGGUUUACGCGAGUAAAGGGGGUCAGAGAAAACUCGGAUUGUUCCCCGAGUGUUGUUUGACCUUUUUACCAGGUCAAGGUCAUUUUGUCCGGUGCUAGGGCCAGAUGACUGGUAUUAUGAUACACUUGUUAUCGUAAUACUCAAAGUUCGUUCUAGAGUACUGUAUCGGUUCGUAUUUACUUUAGAAUAUUCCAUGAUAUAUAUAUAUCUGUUAAUUAAAUAUUCUUAUGGUAUAUUUUGUUGUUAACUGGGGAAGGUACCAAAUAUUU
Mizuhopecten yessoensis (Yesso scallop) is the source of this 3432-nucleotide messenger RNA. RefSeq names its product extensin-3-like. The coding region runs from base 657 to 2642 and encodes 661 amino acids. The record is from RefSeq and is a predicted model, not a curated record. NCBI's taxonomy places the organism in Eukaryota, Metazoa, Mollusca, Bivalvia, Pectinida, Pectinidae. The transcript has a single exon.